Hansenula ciferrii is the source of this 1608-nucleotide messenger RNA. RefSeq lists its product as uncharacterized. The coding region runs from base 1 to 1608 and encodes 535 amino acids. The transcript has a single exon. The record is from RefSeq and is a predicted model, not a curated record. NCBI's taxonomy places the organism in Eukaryota, Fungi, Ascomycota, Saccharomycetes, Phaffomycetales, Wickerhamomycetaceae.
AUGGGUUAUAAUAUAAAUCUGUUAAAGAAUAAGUUCAAAAGAUUAAAGAUUGAAGUCCAUCAUAAUAAGAAUAAGACAAGUCAUAGAGAUCCAAUCAUUCACUCUCGUGAUCCUUCUAAACCAUUUACAACACUUCGUACAACUGAACCAAGAUCACGUUGGGAUUUUGAAGUUGAACCAACAAUCCGUGAAGAUGAUGAUUUAAAUCAAAGUCAAUUUGAUGGGUUUUCAAAUGAUUCAAGAGAAGGUUUAUUUGGUGAACAAGAACAAGAGGAAGAACAUGAAAGACAUCAAACCCUAUUGGAAUCAACAAUCAAGAGUUAUUUAUCAUCUCAUAGAAGGCAUAAAUCAAGACCAAAUUCUCAAGUUGGUUCUCAACUGGAUCAUUCUUGUGAAUGUACAUGUCAUGCAAAUGUUGAAACUGAAUCUAUAAAAUCACCAAUUUAUCAUAAUCCAUCAUGUUUACAAAAUUGUGAAAUUUCUCAAGAUGUUGAAAAUAUUGAUUCAUUACCAAAAAUUACAAAAUCUAUAUCAAAAAUUAAUUAUAUUGAACCUAAACCAGCACGUCGUGGAUUUUGGAUUUUCAAAAGAAGACAUCCAUUAUCUAAAAUUCCAAAUCCUGAACCUGAACCUGAACUUGAAUCUCAAAAUGAUGAUUAUUAUAAUGAUCAAGAAUAUGUUGGUGAUCAAAAUACAAUAACAUCUGCUGUUCAAAGAAUUGAAAUUAUUGCAACAUCUUCAACACCAGGAAUUGAAUCACCAUUAGAUAAUGAUGAAAAUGAACAUACAUUGAAAAGUUUAAAAACUUCCAGAUCCAUUAAAGAAUCAACAUCUUUCAAGAGACAUGCAAAAUCUAAACCUUCACUUGUUAAUUUCUCAAGACCAAAUAGUCAAAUCGCUUAUGAAAAUAAUGGUUCUGGUAAUGGGUCACCAAUUUCAAAACAUGAUAGAGCAAAUGAACCAUGGAGACUUAUUAUGAAUGAUAUAUCAUUACAUGCUGCUUUAUUAUCCACUGGAGCUAAACCAAAACUUUCAAGAUCAUCAAUUAAUUUAGGUGCUGACUUCACGAGCUCUAAACAUGAUCCAAAUCUAAGACCAAUAUCUAAUAAUAGUUAUCAAUCAGAAUUAAUUUCAUUAGGAUCUAUAAAGAGAAAUAAUAAUAACAAUAAUAACAAUAAUAACAAUAAUAAUGGCAAUAUUAUUUCAAAAACUGAUUAUCACUUAUAUCCAAAUGAGAAUUAUAAUGAAAAUAGUAUUCCAAAAUCAAUAUGGAAUGAAAAUACAGCUAAUAAUGAUCAAACAAUCAUACCAAUCAAUAAACAAGAUGAAAUUUUUGAUACUAGGCCUUCAACGAAAAAAUCCAAAUUUUCAGUUACAUCUGAACCAUUAGAACAAGAUUAUUUAAAAGGAGCAGAUACAUCUGCUGUAUAUGGUGGUGUUUUCCAAGAUUAUAAUUAUUCAGAUGAAAGUGUUGAAGGAUGGAAAAAUCAUGGAGCUAGUAAACAACAUUUACUUCACAGAAAUGUUUCAGAACCGGAUUUUAACGAUUCUAAUAGUGAGAUUCUACCAUUAAACAUCCAGUCCAAGGGAAUCAAUCGAAUAUUUUGA